Messenger RNA from Penaeus monodon (black tiger shrimp), 1117 nucleotides. Its product is annotated as beta-1,3-galactosyltransferase 5-like. The record is from RefSeq and is a predicted model, not a curated record. Bases 1 to 726 code for a protein of 241 amino acids. The transcript is spliced from 6 exons. Gene Ontology annotation, molecular function: hexosyltransferase activity. NCBI's taxonomy places the organism in Eukaryota, Metazoa, Arthropoda, Malacostraca, Decapoda, Penaeidae. Gene Ontology annotation, cellular component: membrane.
AUGAUAUUUCAGGCACCAUAUGGCACCAACCGAUCCCUUGAUAUAAAGAGCUUUCCAAUGUUUCAUAUUUUGGUUUUGGGUCUAGGAACCGCAUCCAACGCGACGUCCAGUGGCGCCACACCCCGCCAGCUCGCCGUGCCCGCGCACGUAACCGUCAUCGCCUUCGUCACCUCGAGCCCCGACCACCGCGAACGCCGAGACAGGAUCAGGAAUACGUGGGCCAACCCGGUCUACUAUCCGCACAAAGAUCUCAAAUUCCUGUUUGUGAUAGGAGCCACAGCAAACGCUUCUGUGCAGGCUGCCGUGGACGAGGAGGUGGCGCAGUUUGAUGAUAUUAUUCAAAACAACUUCAAUGAUUCAUAUCGGAACCUAACGUACAAGACCAUCGCGUGGCUGUCGUGGGUCGUGAACCAUUGCCCCGACGUUCCCUUCGCUCUCAAGGUGGACGACGACGUGGUUGUAAACCCCUUCGGUCUACAAGUUUUAUAUGGAAAGAUCAAUCGGAAGACCAUCUCGCAAAGAAAUGAGGGAAAACCGGCUGUCGGGAAAAUAUACGGAAGAAUCAUUCUGUCACAACCCCAGAGGGACGGGCGUUGGGCGCUAUCAAAGGAGGAGUACGCUGCAAAUGAUUUCCCGCCGUAUGCCACGGGGGCAGCUUACAUCGUUGAUAACGUAGCGCUCAAGAAGCUCUGGGAUCACGUCCUCUUGCUCCCUUUCUGUGGAUAGAAGACGUGUUCCUCACCGGGAUGGUGGCACGAGAAGCUGAGCUUAAGCAUGAGUGGCUAAACUACCUUUACCUGGAGAAACAAUUAUCCGAAUAUUGGUAUAGAGAAUAUGGAAUUUUCUUGUUUGAAGCCUCGCCACAGGAUGCACAGAAGGCGUGGGAUCACAUCAUUAAAUAAACAGAUGUAACAAGCCCCAGGAAAAAAAAUAUCCACAAAAAUACGUUCGUGAGCCAAGAAUUCUACGCUGGUAGGUAAAAUAAUGCUUAUGAAAGGUCACACACACGAACAGAGAAACAAAGAAACAAACACAUGCAACCAUACAAACAAAAACAAAUGAAACAACACACGUGUUGUGACCUUUUAUUUAUGAACGUUUUUGUGACCGACCAACU